This is a messenger RNA of Syngnathus acus (greater pipefish), 1999 nucleotides long. Its product is annotated as zinc finger BED domain-containing protein 4-like. Gene Ontology annotation, molecular function: protein dimerization activity. Lineage: Eukaryota; Metazoa; Chordata; Actinopteri; Syngnathiformes; Syngnathidae. Bases 894 to 1619 code for a protein of 241 amino acids. The transcript has 3 exons. The record is from RefSeq and is a predicted model, not a curated record.
UGCAAAGCUAAUGUUGCCAGGGGUGGUGGUAGUACUGCCAGUUAUAGUACUACCAAUUUAAUUAAGCAUCUCCAGAAACACCACGCAUCGGAGCACCAGGAGUUCCAGCAGUUGAGCAAAUCAAAGGGAGCGGGAGGUGGACCUACAAGGCAGUUAACUUUAGCAGAUGCACUGCAAAGACGGGAGAAAUUCCCAGGCAAUAGCGCAAAAGCAACGAGAAUUACUGAGAAAGUGCUGGAAUUCAUGGUUUUGGAUGGACAACCGAUGAGUGUUGUUGAAAACGAGGGCUUCCGACGUUUACUUGAGCACCUGGAGCCACGGUACAAUUUGCCAUCGCGCAAGUAUUUUUCUGAGACCGCACUGUCAGAAAUGUAUGAGAAAGUGUGCGAACACUUGUCAAAAGAAUUAAGAGAUGUAGAUGCCAUGAGCUUCACAACUGAUAUCUGGAGCUCGGAGGUGUGCCCCAUGUCUAUGUUGAGUUUAACUGUGCACUGGUUAGACAGGAAUCACACCCCUCGCAGUGCCGUGCUGCAAGCUAAAAACCUCCCCGGAGCACACAACGGUGACACAAUUUCGACUGCCAUUAAGGCAAUGCUUGAUAAGUGGAAUAUUCCGCUCAACAAAGUGCAUGUCAUUCUCAGGGACAAUGCCAGCAAUAUGAAAAAGGCCAUGGAAAAGAUGGGAGUGUGCAGCUUGGGCUGUUUUGCUCACACACUACAGCUCGUUGUUAACGAGGGGCUACUGUCUCAGCGAAGUGUGAGCGAUGCGAUUGCAAACGGCCGACAGAUUGUGAAACAUUUCAAACAUUCUCCACUUGCUUAUUCACGGCUAUAUGACGUCCAACUCCAGAUGCAAAUGCAACCUAAACGCUUACAACAAGACGUCAGAACAAGAUGGAACAGCACCUACUUCAUGAUACAGAGUCUGCUGGAACAGAAGCGCGCACCAUCACUGUCCUCAAGCGCAUCCUGACCAAGGAAGACGAGGCAGAUGCUGGCAUUAAAACGAUGAAAAAGACCCUGCUCCAAGCUGUCAAACAACGUUUUGACUCAGUAGAAGAUGAGCCUCUGUACGCCCUGGCCACUUUGUUGGACCCAAUAUAUAAGGACAGAUACUUUACAAGUGAGACCUCUACCAAGCAUGCAAAAGAUGCACUGUUGAAGGAGCUUGAAGACAGGGGCUUGACCAGCACAGCAGGAGCAGCGGAGGCUUCACAGCGACCAGAGAAGGUCCCUCGGAUGGAGACUGCAGCAGAAGCAGUAGCAGCUCCAAGCAAGAGCAGUUUCAUGGAAGCAUUUGAGCAAAUUCUGGAGGAGAGUGAGGAUGCAGGUGCAGCAAGCAGCUCAAGCCCUGCAGUUCAACUGAAUGAAUAUUUAGCUGAGAAAACCAUCACUGCAUCAGACAGCCCAUACAAUUACUGGGAAGCCAACAAACAUCGGCUACCUGAUCUUGCUGCUACUGCCAAAAAGUAUCUCUGUGCCCCCUGCACCAGUGUGGAAAGUGAGCGAUUGUUCAGCACAGUUUCCAACACUGUGAAUGACAAGCGAAACAGACUGACUGCAGACAGAGCAGAAAUGCUUGUCUUCUUGACAAAGAAUUUGUCAUUGCUGCUUAAGUGAGCAUUAAUGAGGGGGUGAGACUGCACAAGUUUCAGAGCACCAGGUCAUGAAUGGUGCGAUUGCACUAUGUAGAGACAUGUUUACGUUGCUUGAUUAUUGUAUUUGACCAAGUCACUUGUUUAUUCUCUUGUCCCGAUGCUAUAUUUUAUUUUUAAUUCCACUCUGCACUUUCAGUAUUUAGAAAUAAUUAUGAAUGUUUUUUUUUUGUGUUCGACUAAGCAAAGCUUGUUUUCAGGGAGCACUUCUCAUUGCUGCUUAAAUGAGCAUUUAGAGCAUCAACAGGUCAUGAGUGGUGUGGAACGGCACCUAAUGUUUACAUGUUUACUAUUUAUUUUAAUAUUUGGUUACUGUGUGCUUGAUCACCCUUUCUAUAUUUGCCC